Molecule: messenger RNA, 309 nt
Organism: Penicillium manginii
Lineage: Eukaryota; Fungi; Ascomycota; Eurotiomycetes; Eurotiales; Aspergillaceae
Exons: 2
Coding region: 1-309 (102 amino acids)
Source: RefSeq, a predicted model, not a curated record
AUGCCUCGCGCGAUAUUAAAGGGGCUCGCUAUCAAUGCUGACCACCAAGCAGAUGCCGAUCGAAGAAUUCUAUUGAUUAAAUCAAAAGCCUCGCAAGAAAAAGAUUACCGACAAAGGAUGGAGAAGAUGGAUCGAGCGCUCUAUCAGGACGACGAAGAGGUCCAAGAGGAUCUGACAGAGACAGAGUUUCCGGCCCAAAAAGCAACUACCUCCUCCUCUGGUCAAAUUGCUGCUAUCAGAGCUGCAGGUUUCCGUCGCCAUAUGGAUAAGGAGGGCACAGAAAUAUUCAUGACCUCUCAACGGGAUUGA